Messenger RNA from Chelonus insularis, 1554 nucleotides. RefSeq names its product ALG1, chitobiosyldiphosphodolichol beta-mannosyltransferase (gene Alg1). The record is from RefSeq and is a predicted model, not a curated record. Gene Ontology annotation, molecular function: mannosyltransferase activity. Gene Ontology annotation, cellular component: endoplasmic reticulum. NCBI's taxonomy places the organism in Eukaryota, Metazoa, Arthropoda, Insecta, Hymenoptera, Braconidae. The coding region runs from base 79 to 1464 and encodes 461 amino acids. The transcript has 6 exons.
AUGAAUUUAUCGGAUUUUAUAAGUUUUCUCAAUGCAAGAUAUUUAAAAACAAAUUAACAAUAAUAUAAAAAUAUUGGCAUGAUGUUUUUUAUGCUGCUUUUAAUCAGUAGUUUAGUUAUAAUUAUAACUAGUUGGAAUCUAUGGACAUUAUGGUCUAAAAGAAAAUUUCGGGAAGAAAAACGAGUGUGUGUUGUUGUAUUAGGGGACAUUGGACGUAGCCCACGGAUGCAAUAUCAUUCAUUAUCAUUAAUGAAGCAAGGAUAUUUCGUGGAUAUUGUAGGAUAUUCUGGUUCUGAACCUUUAAGAGAUUUGCAGAAGAGUUCAUUUGUUAAAAUUCAUUAUUUAAAACCUGUACCAGAAUGGAAUAAUCAAAUGCCUCGUUUACUUUCAUAUGCUAUAAAAACGAUAUGGCAAUCUAUCGAUUUAAUAUGGACUUUGGUACGACAAGUCCAAUCAACAUAUUUAUUACUCCAAAAUCCGCCAGCAAUUCCAACCAUUCCUGUUUGUUGGUUUUAUUGUCGUUUUUUUAAUACUCAAUUAAUAAUAGACUGGCAUAAUUAUGCAUAUUCCAUUAUGGCAUUAGGAAUAGGAAAAGACCAUUUGCUAGUGAAAAUUACAAUGUUCAUUGAGUCAUUUUUUGGUGCAAGAGCUGACAAAAAUCUGUGUGUUACUAAUGCUAUGAAGAAUGAUUUGAAAACACGAUGGAAUAUCGAAGCUAAAGUACUUUAUGAUAGACCUGCUAAAGAAUUUCGUCCAAUCGAUUUAACAGAGAAACAUAAUUUAUUUGUAAAAUUAAGUGAAACCUAUGAGGAGUUUGGUAAUGGAGAAAAAGAUACAUCAAUAUUUACUGAAAGUUCUCAUAAUGGUGAUAUUAAAUUAAGAAACCCUAGACCUGCAUUAAUUGUUUCAAGCACGAGUUGGACCGAGGAUGAAGAUUUUCUAGUUUUAUUUACGGCUUUACAUGAGUAUGAAACAGCAUGUUGUUCAAAAACUUCAACAUUGCCAGAUUUGAUUUGUGCUAUCACUGGAAAAGGGCCUUUAAAAGAUUUUUGGAAUGCUAUUGUUAAGUGUAAAAAAUGGAAACAUGUCAAAAUUGUGACACCUUGGUUGUCGAAUGAAGAUUAUCCUAAAUUACUUGCAAGUGCGGAUUUAGGUAUAAGUCUUCAUAAAUCAACAAGUGGUUUAGAUUUACCAAUGAAAGUUGUAGAUAUGUUUGGCUGUGGUCUCCCGGUGUGUGCAUAUAAUUACCCAUGUCUCAAUGAGCUAGUGAAACAUGAAGAAAAUAGUUUAGUAUUUUCCAAUGAUGGAGAAUUAUUUCAACAAUUAAAAAUAUGGUUUACUAAUUUUCCUAAUAAUGAGAAAGUAAUGAAGAAAGAUCAAGAAUUUCGAGAACAGUUAAAAACAUUCCAAAAAUUACGUUGGGAUAGCAAUUGGUCAACUGUUGUUCUACCUUAUUUUAAUUAAUCAUUUUUUUUGCACAUCAAAAAUGCACUAAAUGUAAGACAUUUAUUGUAUGUCCAUAACAAUGCACUUUGCAUUUCUAUUUAUAAAUAC